Molecule: messenger RNA, 702 nt
Organism: Amphibalanus amphitrite
Lineage: Eukaryota; Metazoa; Arthropoda; Thecostraca; Balanomorpha; Balanidae
Product: leucine-rich repeat extensin-like protein 5
Exons: 1
Source: RefSeq, a predicted model, not a curated record
AUGACCAGCAAGAACAGCGUCGGCGCGCUGGAACUGGUGGCCGCCCCGGAUCACCCACUUCUGUGUCGGCCCGGCUCGCCACCAGCCUCCUGUGGGUCACCACCAGCCUCCUGUGGGUCACCGUCAGUCCCCUGUGGCUCCCCGCCCCCCUGCGGCUCCCCGCCGCCUCUCCACGGCUCGCCAAGACCCUGCCGCUCACCGAGUGUCGCUCCGGAGAUCGUGCUCGACCUGGGACACCUGGACGAGCCGUGUCGGCGCCACCACUCCCCAGCCUGCUCUGCCUGCCCCGUGCUGCCGACCUCUCCCCGGUCGCCGUGCUCGCCCAGCACUCCCGGCUCUCCCGGCUCUCCCGGCUCUCCGAGCGGGCGAGCGCCGCCUUCCUCCUCGACAGGCCUCCUGGAGGUGCCGCGCUUCUACCGUCUGCGGGCUCCGUCUCUGUCAACGAGUCCCUCGGAGCAGGACAUCUGCGGUAUCAGCGACGACAGUGUGGCGACCCACGACGAGCGACCGGCCUCGUCCGAGCGCCUGCUGUCGCCGGACAUAGCUAGCCCGGCGACGGUGCAGUCCAGGGGACCUCGCAGCCGUCUGCUGCGGGUCUCACGCAGUCUGCGGCGGGCGAGACCCUCCCUGAGGCUGCCAAGGAUCCUGCGCAGGAGAUCCAAGCACACGAUGGAUAACAACUACGACUACAUCUACACACUG